Messenger RNA from Micromonas pusilla CCMP1545, 1485 nucleotides. RefSeq names its product Drug/Metabolite transporter superfamily. The transcript is spliced from 2 exons. Gene Ontology annotation, molecular function: transmembrane transporter activity. Gene Ontology annotation, cellular component: Golgi membrane; endoplasmic reticulum membrane. NCBI's taxonomy places the organism in Eukaryota, Viridiplantae, Chlorophyta, Mamiellophyceae, Mamiellales, Mamiellaceae. The coding region runs from base 44 to 1252 and encodes 402 amino acids. Gene Ontology annotation, biological process: transmembrane transport. The record is from RefSeq and is a predicted model, not a curated record.
CGCCGCUCACAUUCCCCGCGCGCUAGACGUGAACACGACCGUGAUGGCUGCUCUCCGCAUGUCCGCCCCUAUGAUGGCGAAGACCCCGGUGGUCGCCCCCAAGCGCGCGCGCGUGACCGCGCGCGCGGCGAUCGCCGCGCCCGCGUCUUCCGGCGCCGUCUCCUUCGGCGCGAGAAAGAUGGCGAUGGCGGGCGCGAAGCUCGAGUCGCGCGUCGCGCCCACCGCCGCCGGCCGCCGCUCCCUCGUUGUCAACGCGGGCGGCGUCCAGAAGGCCGCGCCCGGCGAAGCGAAGAAGGUCUUCGGUCUCACGCUCCCGAAGAACGAGUCCCUGUGCUUCCUCAUCCUCGCCGGCGGCUCCCUCGGCUCCGCGCUCGGGUUCGCGGCGCUCCAGGAGGGCGUCUUCCGCAUCCCCGGGUUUAAGUUCAGCGCGUGGAUGACGGUGCUCACGACGUUCACGUACUUCCUCUGCGGCGCGCUCGAGAUGAAGCUCACGGGCGAAACGCGCAAGGCGUCCUGGAAGAAUUACGGCAUCCUGUCCGUGUACACGUACGGCGGCAUGGCGAUGACGAACUACGCGUUGUCGUACCUCAACUACGCGACGCGCAUCGUGUUCAAAUCGGCGAAGAUCGUCCCGGUGAUGGCGUUCUCCGUGCUCAUCGUCGGGAAGAAGUACAACUGGAAGGAGUGGCUCUCCGCGGCGAUCCUCGUCGCGGGUAUCGUCCUUUUCACCCUCGGUGACGUCGCGUCCUCCCCCGCGUUCGCACCCAUCGGCGUCGCGCUCAUCGCGGGCGCGCUCUGCGUCGACGCCAUCUGCGCCAACUUUGAGGAGAAGAACUUUUUCCGAUGCGAGAACCCGUCGACGACGCAGGAGGUGCUCUGCUUCGCGUCCCUCAUCGGCACGGUGUACGGCCUCAUCCCGUUCAUCGCGUCCGGGGGCUGGCAGCCCGCGAUCGCGCACUCGCUGCAGUACACCCAGGUUGUCCCGAUGAUCAUGGGCUUCUCCGUCAUGGGCUACUCCUCCGUGUCGUUCAUCCUGUCGCUCAUCAAGUACUACGGCGCGACGGAGGCGGAGAUCAUCAAGUCCCUGCGCAAGGUGCUCUCGAUCGUGAUCUCUUUCGUGCUCUUCCCUAAGGCGCUGAACUGGAAGUACAUCGUCGGUUUCAUCGCGGUCCUCGUGUCCACCGCGUACACGUUCUACCUCAAGGGCGAGAAGAAGAAGGCGAAGGAAGCCGCCGCCGCCGCGUCCGCGUGAGCGAGGAAAGAAAUCCGCGACGAAGAACGAAAGAACGACGCGUAGUCGAAAGAAAAACGAGAAAUUGUUCACGCCCGAUGUAGGAAGACGAGACGGGCGUUAGACGCGAGAGUGUGGGAUGGGUUUCCCAGGGGUGAUCAAUGUGCGAAGGAAGAGACGCACGUAUUAACUUAAAACAUCGAAGAAUAGCGCCAUUGCCUGGCCUUCGAUUUUUAACCUGAUUUGAGCACGCG